This is a messenger RNA of Vitis riparia (riverbank grape), 661 nucleotides long. RefSeq names its product phytosulfokine receptor 1-like. Lineage: Eukaryota; Viridiplantae; Streptophyta; Magnoliopsida; Vitales; Vitaceae. The transcript has 2 exons. Gene Ontology annotation, molecular function: protein binding. The coding region runs from base 1 to 504 and encodes 167 amino acids. The record is from RefSeq and is a predicted model, not a curated record.
AUGAGUGGGAACUACCUUGAUUCAACAAUUUUGGAAUUGCUUGUAAAUAUCAGCAGCCUUACAUUCAUUGAUCUAAGCUACAACAGCUUAAACAGUAUUCCUCUUGGUCUCAAUCAGCUACCUAAUCUGCAAUACUUGAAACUGUAUAGCAAUGGAAAUCUUACUGGCAAUUGCUCUCAACAAUUGAGGGAAGGUUGGAAAAAGAUAGAGGUCCUCAUUUUGGCUUCAAAUAACUUUCAUGGUAGCAUUCCUGACUCCAUUGGAAGCUUCUGCAACCUAAAAUAUUUGGACUUAGGCCAUAAUAACUUGACAGGAAGUUUACCUCAAUUUCUGGAAGGAAUGGAAAACUGCAGCUCUAAAAGUUAUUUGCCUUACUUGACUAAUUUGAUCCUGCCCAACAAUCAAUUAGUUGGCAAAUUAGCAGAAUGGUUGGGACUGCUUGAAAAUCUCGUGGAACUAGACCUGUCAUCUAACAAGUUUGAAAGCCUUAUGCAUACACUUUGAAAGUAAGUUUGAAGAAGAAGGGCAGCAACCUAUACCAGAAGUCAUGGAAGACAACAAUAAAUUUUACUUGUAAAGCUAUAUAUGCAUACACUUUGAAAGUAAAUUUGAUCGUUUUCACAUACUGGGAUGCCAACUUUAGUCAUUUUCCAUGCAUGAG